GACUGACAACUCAUGGGGCCCCUGUGUCCUUGCCCAAACUCAAAAAAACCUAUGAAAAAGAUGACCCAGGGGCGGACUGAAAACUCAUGGGGCCCCCGGGCAAUAUGGGAUCAUGGGGCCCCUGUGUCCUUGCCCAAACUCAAAAAAACCUAUAAAAAAAAAGGUACCAGGGGCAUCUCAUGGGGCCCCCUACUGACCCCGGGCCCUCGAGCAGUGCCCACUUUCCAAAUGGUCAGUCCGCCCCUG
Staurois parvus is the source of this 246-nucleotide messenger RNA. Lineage: Eukaryota; Metazoa; Chordata; Amphibia; Anura; Ranidae. The record is from the annotation of a GenBank genome assembly.